AUGUGUUCAACAUUUUCGCUUUCGGCUAAGCCUUGCAGCACUGAGGUAGAUAAUGGCAUAUUCUUGCAUUCAAAAUCCUUAGUUACAAGAGCAAGAGCUGAAGUGAUCACAACUCCUAAGAGAUCGAGCCGACGUGCUUUUCCUCAGCUUUUAACACAAGGAAUUCCUCAUACUGAUCUUCAAGUACAUGAAAUUGUUGAAAGGCAGUCUCAGGCUAACAACUUAGACAAGCAAGAUAUCUGCAGAAAGCGAGAGUUUCAUCCUGCAUAUCUUGAAGAAGCCUACGAAAGGUGCAGAAGCAUUUGCGCAGAAUAUGCCAAGACUUUCUAUCUAGGAACUCUGCUGAUGACAGAGGAGCGACAGAAAGCCAUAUGGGCAAUUUAUGUAUGGUGCAGGAGGACAGAUGAACUGGUCGAUGGCCCUAAUGCGAUGCACAUGAGCACUUCUGUUCUUGAUAGGUGGGAGGCGAGGCUGCAAGAUCUCUUCGAUGGACGCCCCUAUGACAUGCUCGAUGCUGCGCUUACUGAUACGAUUUCCAAGUUCCCUUUAGACAUUAAGCCCUUUAGGGACAUGAUUGAAGUCGGCCUAAUGAGUGUUCCAGUGAUGGGAAUUGCAGCAGAAUCUUCAGUUUCUGCUCAAAGUAUUUACAAUGCAGCAGUGUACUUGGGGAUUGGAAAUCAGCUUACAAACAUUCUUCGAGAUGUGGGAGAGGAUUCUCUGAGAGGAAGAGUUUACCUUCCACAAGAUGAGCUUGCACAGUUCGGACUAUGCGACAAGGAUGUUUUCGCAAGAAAGGUCACUUAUGGAUGGAGAGAGUUCAUGAAAGAGCAGAUAACAAGGGCAAGAUUCUAUUUCAACCUUGCAGAAGAAGGGGCUUCGCAGCUUGAGAAGGCUAGCCGCUGGCCGGUAUGGUCAUCCCUGCUAAUAUACAGAAAAAUCUUGGAUGCAAUCGAGGACAAUGAUUAUGAUAACUUCACGAAACGAGCUUAUGUUGGAAGAACUAAGAAACUUCUCACAUUGCCCCUAGCAUACACCAAAGCUCAAUCAAUGUCUAGCUUGAUCCUUCAGUAA
This is a messenger RNA of Dovyalis caffra, 1071 nucleotides long. The record is from the annotation of a GenBank genome assembly. Lineage: Eukaryota; Viridiplantae; Streptophyta; Magnoliopsida; Malpighiales; Salicaceae.